UCAGAAAGGAAGAUCUGGGCGACUGCGAGGAUCACACCGAAGAGAUGGGAACGGAGAGUCGCGGCCCUAAUUAAGCCAUUUUAAAUAUACAUCUUCAUUAUAUUCACGUAACUCGGGUAAAUGCUGCUGUUGUUUACAUUUAAUGACAGGGAUAACUUCAGUUGGUAAAAGACCCAGGGGCCCGGGCCUCAGUCCGCGGUCUUGAGUUGAACAGCCAUUCGACAUCAGAGCGAGUGUGUCGGUGUCAACAGCAGAGCCCGGCUGCACAUCAUGGGCGACAGCAGAGAUUCUCGAAGUCCAGACAGCUCAUCCGUUUCCUCACCACCAUCAGGUCAGCGUUCGCCCCCGUUGGCCCCUUCAGCCGCCUCCAUGACUUCUCUGCCACCCAUCACUUCAGCCGUGAACAGUCCCAUCAGCAGCAUGGGCUCACCUUUCUCAGUCAUCAGCUCCUCUCUAGGUUCUCCUUGCCUUCCUGGAACUCCCUCUGUAGGCUACGGCCCCAUCAGCAGCCCACAGAUGAACAUGUUUCCCAGAAACAUAGAGAUCAAUUCCACUGUGUCAAUGUCAGGCCUGCAUGCCGUCAGCAGCUCUGAUGACGUGAAACCACCCUUCGGUUUGAAGCCGCUGUCCAGCCACAGCCCAGGACCCAUGCUCUCACAGAAGCGUCUGUGUGCCAUCUGUGGGGAUCGCUCCUCUGGCAAGCACUAUGGCGUGUACAGCUGCGAGGGCUGCAAGGGCUUUUUCAAGCGCACCGUGAGGAAGGACUUGAGCUACACAUGCAGAGACAAUAAGGACUGUCUGGUGGACAAACGCCAGAGGAACCGCUGCCAGUACUGCCGCUACCAGAAGUGCCUGGCCAUGGGGAUGAAGAGAGAAGUGGUCCAAGAUGAACGUCAACGAUCAGUUCAGGAGGAGCGUCAGAGGAACAAGGAGCGGGAAGGAGAGGUGGAGUCCACCAGCGCUGCGAAUGAAGAGAUGCCAGUGGAGAAGAUUCUGGAAGCAGAAAUGGCGGUGGAGCAGAAGACUGAGCUGCAUGCGGAUGGCAGCUCAGGUGGAAGCUCUCCGAACGACCCAGUCACAAAUAUCUGCCAGGCUGCUGAUAAACAGCUGUUCACUUUGGUGGAGUGGGCAAAGAGGAUCCCUCACUUCAGUGAGCUGUCUCUGGAUGACCAGGUCAUCCUACUGCGUGCUGGCUGGAAUGAGCUAUUGAUCGCAUCAUUCUCUCAUCGCUCCAUCACUGUGAAGGAUGGCAUUCUGCUGGCCACUGGCCUCCAUGUCCACAGGAACAGUGCUCACAGUGCUGGGGUGGGAGCCAUCUUUGACAGGGAGAGUGCGCACAAUGCAGAGGUUGGGGCCAUAUUCGACAGGGUGUUGACGGAGCUGGUGAGCAAGAUGAGAGACAUGCAGAUGGAUAAAACAGAGUUGGGGUGCCUGCGAGCCAUCAUCCUCUUCAACCCAGAUGCAAAGGGAUUGUCAAGCCCAAGUGAAGUGGAGUUACUGAGAGAGAAAGUCUAUGCAUCACUGGAGGCUUAUUGUAAACAGAGAUAUCCUGACCAGCAGGGGAGGUUUGCCAAGCUCCUUCUCCGGCUCCCAGCGCUUCGCUCCAUUGGCUUAAAAUGCUUGGAGCACCUGUUCUUCUUCAAGCUGAUUGGAGACACCCCGAUCGACACCUUCUUAAUGGAAAUGCUUGAAGCGCCUCAUCAGCUGACCUAACCUGGACUAGGCUCGAUCCAGUUCAAUCCGGUUUGCACCAGGGAAUCGCAGUCCCCCCUGGACUUGGGGCUUCACUGUCUCACUUCCCAUUAACACCUUCCCCCUCUCUCCCACACGUUCUCCCUGCCGCACCUUCAAACCAGUACAGCCCCGAAAAAAAAGACUCUUAGCUGUUUGAAAAAAAAAAAGACUUGUUUUCCAUGUAAGGUUUUACACAGUAUGAGCUGUCCAGAGAGAGCUUAUUUUUCAAAUUCGUUGGAGGUUCUAUUAAAAGACUUCGGCUUCCAGUUUUAGAACUCUCAUAUUGAUUCUAGAGUUCUCCGUGUGUCGCUUUGGUUUGUAUGUUACUCUGAAUGCACGAAUUGUACUUCUUUUUCGUUUCUCAUCGCAGUCAUACAGCCCUUCGGCUGAAUUUACAGUGCAUGUGUGACCGGGGCGACAAUCCGGCGAGCCGUUUGGCUGGUACGAAUCAAGUCGCGGCAGACCUGCCUCUUUGUUUUUGACUGUGGAAUACUGCUAACUGCUAUCUUUGGGAUUUUAACCUUGAAAUCCUACUUUGUACUGUACUCAUAAAAUGAGUCUGAUUUAUAAACGGCAUUGGAAAUCCUCGGCCUGCUGAAAUCCAGGCCGGGGUUUUACAUUUGUGAAUAAAUGUAUGCAGGUUUUUUGGACGUGAAUUUUUUUUAAUCAUGUUCCAAGGAGGGCCUAAAGGCACAGAUUGAUUCUCGCAGGAAAAUCCUGCUUUUGUUUUGGGCGGCAAUAGGAGGGUCGACCUUGUUUUUUCUUGGUUUGUGUUGUUUCAAAUGAGCAAAUAUAUUGGUAUAGGUUUUGGUACCUUCUAGAGGACCUUACCUUUGCCAUUUUUAUAAUUUUCCCCAUGCUCUUUUGAUCUAUUUCUUCACCAAUUCCUCAAAUAGGAACCAAUUCCACACCAUGACCCCGAAAGGACAGAUAUUUAUAAAGUGUGUGUGUGUGCGGUGUAGUAUGUCCAACCACUCUUGUCCUUUCCACGUGAUCGGUGUAGAAGGCCUUUUUCUUUCGUGUUUGUGAAAUCAGCUUGUCAUCAGGCUCCUUUGGAAUGAACUGGUAUUAACUUUAACAUAGUAAACAACAAAAGUGAUUCUGGUUUGUGUAAAGGCUGGAAUACUCCACAACUUUUGCAGAUUUUUGUCCUGGUUUACAGUCUGGAAGAAUUUACACUAGUUGCCGAAAUUGAAAGCAAUUUUUGGAUAGUCAAAGUUGAACGAUUUCACGGAAAACCGUGUAGUGUUCGAUGGGCACAGACUGUGAUUCCAUCCAGUCGGAGAAUAUCAAACGUUUUCAUUUGGCGUGCAUGUUUCUGCAUGCGUUGAUGCCCUGUUUUUCUCUGUAACCAUUUGCAAAGUCUGCAAGUGUAUGAUGCCUAGUGUUGUAUGAUGCCUCUUCUGAUUUUAAAGCUGGUGUAAGUGUGUAUUCCAGCUGUGUGUUGUUGGAGAAUCACCUUCUACAUUCCAUCUGUACUGGUUGCCUCCCUCAUAGAAACUCUGAAUUAUUCAACAGGGACUAGCAAGAACUUUGCGUUCAAUCUGAAGUGUCAAAACCAGCAUCCGCUAUAAUCUCUAUGCAUUUAUGUAGUCUUGGAAGAAAGAAUUCAGGCCAUUAAACAAGAUCUAGAAAAUACACCAGUAUUGAUGGUGGGUACUAUUUUCAUAUAUGCCUGUUAGUUUUUAUGGCUCAAACCAAGUCAUUUUAGGCAGAGACUUAAGAUCAGAUAUUGACAGUGUUUGAAGUUUUUAUAGAGAAAAAUAUCUAGAGAUUGUUAGUGGUCCCACCAUUUUUGGUGCUAGUAAUUAAAUGCCGACACCAAAAUAGAAACACAGCAGUGGUGAAAAUAUGCAAUUUCUCCAAUAAGCUUGAAUUUGAUAUGCCAAUUUCUUAUUUAAUGCACCAUCUUCUGCAUAAUGAUUUCAGCUGUAGUAUCCAGUUUUUAUAUAUCCAUAAGGUGCUUAAUUUCCAGUUGAGAGUAUAGUCAUGCCGAAAUCAGCAUCAGAUAGGAUCGUUCUCAGAUGUUUGAAGGAUCAAUGGAUUGUACUGUAAUCCAUAAUAUGCUAGCCAUUGACAUGUGACUGAAUCCAGACUUCCAUUUUUAGCUUUGGUUCUCUGUGACUAGCGUUGCCCCCUCGCUUAACAUCCCUGUGUGUUUGUUUUGAUCGGGCCAGUGGUAGAAAGCCUUUUUUAUGUGAUCAAUAACUGACCUCUGGUCCUAUAAAUUUGGCUUCCCAGUAGUUCCUCAAAGAGGUUCUGUAUUUUCUCGUGUGUUUUGGUCUAUCCAAGUUCCAUUUAUCCAGGAAUUAAAGCUAUUUCAGUUGGUGUCUGCUCUAUAUCUGAACGUGGGAAGGCUCAUUUGAUUGUGCAUUGCGUGCUUGUGUUUUCAUGUGGGCGCCUGGAGCUUUGCCAGAGUUGUCAGCCUAGGGUGUAGGUGUGUGUGUGUGUGUGUGUGUGUGUGCGCAGCUUUGCAGAAAAAAUCCUAUGUGAAAGAUGCAUGCAAGAGUCAUCAUGUGGUAAAAAAUCUUCACCGUAUUUCCUUGAAAUGGAGUGCAAUGGUCCUGUCUCCUAUUACUUGAUUGCAGUUUGCCACAAUCGACUACAUAUUAAUCCAGACAUGCGCUGUGAGCUUGUGUGGCCGACCCUCCCUGUCUUUUAGGGUCCACUUUUUUUUUUGGGUCCUUCUCCAAAAUUGUUACUUUUUUCAUAAUCUUACCUUUUAACAGCUCUCAAAGUUAGCUUAGGGUUGCAAGGCAUUCAUAAAAACGAACAAGACUUGCACAGGAUUUUGUACAAUGUACAAUGUCUCGUUACAAUGGACAGUAACCCCUGAAUUAUCCGUCAUGCACCUGAACUGAUUCAGCACUGCCAAACAGGGGUGAGGGGAGUGGGUUUUUUUUUUUAGUUAUAUUUCUUUUUCGGCUAUUCCUAACACCUACUGGUUGACUGUGUACUGUGAUGAUCACUAAACAGAGCCCCUAUUGCAACUAUUUAUACUGAGCUGAGUCAGAGAUCCAGAGGGUUCUGGUAGUGUGUGUUUUUUUCUAAGGCCUUGUUGCUGCAAUUGUUGUCUUAUGUGGAAAAAGCCCUCCUGAUUGUGUAUUUGAAGCCGAGUGGCGCUCUGAAAUAUGCACAGUGCAAACUUGAAUUAAUCUCUGCCUGAGAAUGAAGUGGGUGUGCAUGUUACAGUCUGAGAGCUGAUUCACUUUUAUCUUCGUUUUUGGCUUAGCGGUGAAUGUUUGCUUCUGUUAUGAGAUAUAUGCAUAAGACAUGAGUGAAGUGGAAGCAUUUGCGAAGGUGAAUUGCACAAAACCUGUCAGGAAUGUGACUGGGUCAUACUACACCACAAAAUCUAAAGGAAAAAUAAGCCUAUGGAAGUAGUACCACUUAAA
Molecule: messenger RNA, 5129 nt
Organism: Pimephales promelas (fathead minnow)
Lineage: Eukaryota; Metazoa; Chordata; Actinopteri; Cypriniformes; Leuciscidae
Gene: rxrba
Product: retinoid x receptor, beta a
Biological process (GO): regulation of DNA-templated transcription
Cellular component (GO): nucleus
Molecular function (GO): sequence-specific DNA binding; zinc ion binding; nuclear steroid receptor activity
Source: RefSeq, a predicted model, not a curated record